GCGCCGUUCACUCUAGGGCUCCACUGUCAUGGCGGUGACGAACUGAAGCUACCGGGGCAGAUCAGGAAGCAAACCCAGCGCAGCUGGCUCAACCUUGUCAUUUUACCGAGUCUCCGGAGCUUCCCGGGCGGCGCCGAGCACACCUCCGUCUGCUACCCGCUUCUUCGGAGCCGGACAUAGGACUUCUCCCCUCCUUUGUUGGGAGUUUUCGGUUGUGAGUGUCAAGUGAGUGCGCUCGGAGACAGCAGCAACUUCCACAGCUGAAGGGGAGAAAUUAAAGUGACUGUGUCCAGAGGAGAGAGCGGGAGGACGGCUGGCCGCUCGCUGCCUGCGGUGUGCGCUGUCUUCGCGGCUUUAAUCGCAUCAAUUAAUCCGCGGGGGUAUCAAGUUACGGAGCGAGCAGGACAGAGUGGAGGAGCGGUGACAUUUCCGACCAGCACCACAUUCCCCCGUUGCUCCCUCUUCACAGCGUCCCUCAAAAAACUCCUUUAAAUGGGAAGAAAAGGGCUCUGAGUAUGUGUCUCUAGACCGCUCACAACUCAUCUGAAGGGGGAGACAGUAGAACCGUAAUACCCUCCGACCCCCUCGACGUCGGCUGCUCCCUCGCCAUUGGAGGUGAACAGGUGCCUUACCUGUGAACGCCACCUGUCCCGUCCUUCCUUAGCAAAUGGCUAGCGCAGAGGCGGCGGAGCCAGGUGAUGGAAAGGACGGGCGAGCGGGCGCCAUGCAGCUCAACCCCACGGUCCCCAUCAGGGGGAUCAGGAUGAAGUUCGCCGUGCUGGCUGGCCUGGUGGAAGUUGGAGAAGUUUCCAACCGAGACAUCGUGGAGACCGUGUUCAACUUGCUGGUCGGCGGUCAGUUUGACCUCGAAAUGAACUUCAUCAUCCAGGAGCCAGAGAGCAUUGUGUGCAUGGUGGAGCUGCUGGACAAGUGUGAGCCCACGUGUCAGGCCGAGAUCUGGAGCAUCUUCACCGCCAUCCUCAAGAAAAGCGUGCGGAACCUGCAGGUGUGCACUGAGGUGGAGCUCAUCCAGCAGGUGCUGCACAGGAUCUCCACCACUGACAGCAUGAUUGCAGACCUGCUGGUGGACAUGUUGGGUGUGCUCGCCAGCUACAGCAUCACAGUAAAGGAGCUCAAGCUUUUUUUCAGCAAGCUGCAAGGGGAGCAGGGCCAGUGGCCGCGUCACGCCGUGAAGCUUCUGUCGGUGCUGAAGUACAUGGCUCACAGGAACGGUCCAGACUCCUUCUUCAGCUUCCCUGGGAAGAAUGCAGCUGCUAUAGCUCUACCCCCCAUUGCAAGAUGGCCGUACCAGAAUGGAUUUACCUUCCACACGUGGAUCCGAAUGGAUCCUCUAAACAACAUCAACGUGGAUAAAGACAAGCCUUAUCUAUACUGCUUCCGCACCAACAAAGGCAUGGGCUACUCUGCACACUUUGUGGGCGGCUGUUUGAUAGUGACCUCAUUGAAGUCAAAGGGCAAAGGCUUCCAGCACUGCGUGAAGUACGACUUCAAACCACAGAAGUGGUACAUGGUGACUCUGGUUCACGUCUACAAUCGGUGGAAGAACAGUGAAAUCAGCUGCUUUGUGAACGGAGAGCUGGCCUCCUACGGAGACAUCGCCUGGUUCGUCAACACCAGCGACACGUUCGACAAGUGCUUCCUCGGAUCGUCUGAGACGGCCGACGUGAACCGUGUCUUCUGUGGACAGAUGGGCGCCGUUUACCUGUUUGCAGAAGCUCUCAGCGCCGCUCAGAUCCUGGCCAUCUAUCAGCUGGGCCCUGGCUACCAGGGAACGUUCAAGCACAGGGCGGAGAGCGACCUUCUCUUUGAGGAGCAUCAUAAGACGCUGCUGUACGACGGCAAGCUGGCCUCCGGCAUCGCCUUCACCUACAACCCCUGCGCCACAGACGCCCAGCUCUGCCUGGAGUCCUCCCCGAAGGACAACGCCUCCAUCUUUGUCCACUCUCCACACGCUCUCAUGCUGCAGGACGUGAAGGCUGUGGUAACUCACUCGGUGCAGAGUGGCAUCCACUCCAUCGGUGGCAUCCAGGUCCUCUUCCCUCUGUUUGCACAGCUGGAUUAUUGGCAGCCUUGCAGUCAGGAGCCCGACACAUCUGUCUGCUGCACGCUGCUAUCCUUCAUGAUGGAGCUCUUGAAGAACUCCGUGUCCAUGCAGGAGCAGGUUCUGGCCUGCAAGGGCUUCCUCGUCAUCGGCUACACGCUGGAGAAGUCCUCCAAGGUGCAUGUAACGCGGCCCGUCCUGGACAUUGUCCUGGCCUUCUCCAGAUACCUCAGCAACCUGCAGAAUGGCAUCUACUUACUCAAGCAGCUGUGUGAUCACAUUCUGUUCAACCCAGCCAUCUGGAUCCACGCCCCUGCCAAGGUGCAGCUGAUGCUCUACACCUACUUGGCGACAGAGUUCAUCAGCACGGUGACAAUUUAUAACGCCGUCCGCAGGGUGGGCACCGUGCUGCAGGUCAUGCAUACCCUGAAGUACUUCUAUUGGGUCGUCAACCCCCACGACCGCAGCGGAGUCAUACCCAAAGGCGUCGACGGUCCGCGGCCCAAUCAGAAGGAGAUGCUCUCUCUGCGAGCCUUUCUGCUGCUCUUCAUCAAGCAGCUCAUUAUGAAGGAUCAUGGCGUGAAGGAAGACGAGCUGCAGAGCAUCCUCAACUACCUCCUUACCAUGCACGAGGAUGAAAACCUGAUGGAUGUGCUGCAGUUGUUGGUGGCUCUGAUGUCUGAACACCCUGGCACCAUGGUCCAAGCCUUCGACCAGAGAAACGGAAUCCGGGUUAUUUAUAAGCUGCUGGCCUCCAAAAAUGAAGGGAUAAGAAUCCAGGCCCUGAAGGUCAUGGGCUACUUUCUAAAGAGCUUAUCAGCAAAGAGGAAGUCUGAGGUCAUGCUGACCCACGGCCUUUUCUCGCUGCUCACCGAACGCCUGAUGCUCCACUCCAACCCGUUCACCAUGACGACCUACAACACCCUGUUUGAGAUUCUAACAGAGCAGAUCUGCACCCAGGUGAUCCACAAGCAGCAUCCAGACCCCGACUCCUCUGUGAAGAUCGUCAACCCGCAGAUGCUGAAGGUAAUCGCUGCUCUGCUGAAGAACUGCCCCCAGUCGCCUGAGAGCAUGGAGGUCCGCCGGGUCUUCCUGUCAGACAUGAUCAAGUUGUUCAAUAACAGCCGAGAGAACCGCAGGAGCCUGCUGCAGUGCUCCGUGUGGCAGGAGUGGAUGCUCUCCCUCUGCUUCGUCAGCCCGAGCAACAACGAGGAGCAGAAAAUCACCGAGAUGGUCUACGCCGUCUUCCGCAUCCUGCUCUACCACGCCAUCAAGUACGAGUGGGGCGGCUGGCGCGUCUGGGUGGACACCUUGUCCAUCACCCACUCCAAGGUGACCUUUGAGCAGCACAAAGAAAGUUUGUCCCGCAUGUUCCGUCAGUACCAGCACCAGGGGUCGACCAGUUCUCACAGCACCAUUCGCACCAUCUCUGGAGUGAGCCAAAUCUCUGAAGAUACCAAAUCUGUCAACGGGUCGCCUGCUGAAGAGAUGGCGCCCUCAACGGUCGUCGAGCUCACAGUAAACGAAGGGUCCCAAAAAUCCCUCCGCUCAGCGUCCAGUUCCACCAUCACUUCUAUGCCUGUGGAGUCUGCAGAGGACAGGAGCCAACCAUCCGUCAUCGUGUCCAACAUCCUGGCCGGAGCUGAGGAAGAGCAGAAAGUGGAGUUCUCUUCUGGUGAUCAAUCAAACGUUGACAAAGAAACUUCUACUGCGGUGCACAAAGAUGAAGUGACUGAGCCACCAUCUGAGAAAAGCAGCCAAAAUGCAGAAACGUCAGGGAAUGCCCAGAGUGAAGCUUCUGGUCCAACAACGAAAGAAGAUUCUGCUGCCCCAACAAAGGAUGACGCGCAGACAGAGGUAGCCCACCUUGAACAAGGGGAUUCAUCAGAGCUCUCAACCGAAGAGUCAAGUGUAGCUUCUGAAAAAGGAGACGAGAGCAAGCAGAUGUCCUCCGAGCCUCCAGCUCCCCUGGAGAACAGCGUGCUGGGCGGAGCUUCCAUUUUCAACGAGGACUUGGUCGACGUGUCGUCCGUUAGCGACCAGAUCAACCCGAGCGAUGUGGAUGAUAGCCAAGAAGAGUCGUCUUAUGCUUCAGCUGCUGCGGGAGAAGAAGGAGAGCCUGUGAAAAAAGCGGAAGAUGAACAUGAAGGGGAUGGAAGCAAAACAAAAGAUCUCAGAGAACAGGAGCCAAAAACGGAAGAAGGCAAACAGGAAACAGGGACGGUGAGAAGAGAAGAACAAGAGAAGGACUCUGUCGAGAACCAGGUGCCUUGCUCGGAAAGUCCCGCUCCAGAAACUGAAGUAGCUGACCAAAGUGUCAAGGAACUCACCAAAGAAAAUGUUAGUGGUCCGGAGUCUUCCUCUAAGUCAGAAGGUGCUGCUUCAGACCGACAGGAGGCAGCAGCUCCAGAGGCAACCCCACAAAGCCAGCCUUCAGAGUCCAGUAUGUCCGCCACAGAGGAGACCCCUCCGGAUGCCCCUGACACCAGCACCCCAGGCUCCAGCACCAGCAAGACUCCAGAUCCUGCCAGAAAGACCAAAGAGACCAAAAUCGCCCGGCUAGACGUGGCAAAUGUUGCCGUGGACACAGAGAGACUUGAACUCAAGGAGACCUCUAUUACAGAAUCAAGCCAAGGCCAAACCACAGGCGCAGCAGGGGAAGCAGGAAGUCCACCAGGCCGGCCAGAAGACAGCAGCACCUCGGCUCCUCGCUCCACCAUGUUCCGUAUCCCAGAGUUCCGCUGGUCCCACAUGCAUCAGCGCCUCCUCACCGACCUACUCUUCUCUAUUGAGACAGACGUUCAGGCGUGGAGGAGUCACUCCACAAAAACGGUCCUGGACUUUGUGAACAGCAGCGAGAACACCGUGUUUGUCCACAACAGCAUCCACCUGGUGUCCCAGGUGGUGGACAACCUGAUCAUGGCCUGCGGAGGCAUCCUGCCUCUGCUGUCCGCUGCUACGUCUGCCUCUCAUGAGCUGGAGAACAUCGAGCCGUCCCAGGGUCUGCCGGUGGAGGCCUCCGUCACCUUCCUCCAGCGCCUCAUCAACCUGGCGGACGUUCUCAUCUUCGCCAGCUCUCUGAACUUCACCGAGAUCGAAGCGGAGAAGAACAUGUCGUCGGGGGGAAUCCUGCGCCAGUGCCUCCGCCUCGUAUGUGCUAUAGCAGUGAGAAACUGUCUGGAGUGCCAACAAGCCCAGUUUAAAGGGGCAGAAGGUCCAACCAGAAGCUACACCGUCAUGCCCAGCACCGCAGUGGGAACGGCCAUGUCUGCGUCUGCUCAGAGUCCCGUCGACGCGGUGACAGGGGGAAUGUCCACCGUCAGAGACCUGGACCGGCUCCUCCAGGACAUGGACAUCAACCGCCUCAGGGCCGUCGUGUUCAGAGACAUCGAGGACAGUAAGCAGGCUCAGUUUCUGGCGCUGGCUGUGGUCUACUUCAUCUCAGUCCUCAUGGUGUCAAAGUAUCGGGACAUCCUGGAGCCCCACAACGACAGGAAACCCCCUCUCCGCUCCCAGUCUACCAGGAGUACAGACAGCAGCGCCGAGGUGGAGAACGGCGUCUCUUUAAGACGCUACGACUCGGGCAUCGGCGAUGACCACACGUCGGCUGUGGCCAGCGAGGCCGACCUGGCUUCCUCCGGCGGCCCGGACGCCGUCUCGGAAGCCCUGUCCACUCUGUCCUCCGAGGUCCGCGGCCCGACCUCCGCCGACUCCAAGUCCAAGAACGUGAAGGACAUCCUCCGCAGCCUGGUGAGCUCGCCGGCCGAAGACGUCAUGGUGGACCCCAGUCUGCUGCCCCUGUCCUUUAUGGGACCCGUGACCCACUUGGACCGGCGAUCAUCGCUCCAGUUUCGCUCAUUCGAUAGAAGCGUCGUCGUCGCACCGAGGCAAGCCGGCGUGUUGCCAUCUCAAGUGUCUCCCGCCCCCGCCCAGACCUCCGCCGCCGCUUCAGUCUCCGCCGGGACGCCGGUGGACGGCGUGGCCGUGGUGUCCUCAGGCGACGCCUCCCAGGUCCUCUCUGUGGACGCUGCAGAUUCAGGCGGCCAGGUUCCAGCCAGCUCCAGCCUGCCAUCUGUCCCCCCACUCUCCCCUGUGACCCAGAACACAGCCCCCAACAUGAGCAUCUCGGAGCGCCUGGAGCACGCGUUGGAAAAGGCCGCUCCGCUUCUGAGGGAGAUCUUUGUGGACUUCGCCCCGUUCCUGUCCCGGACCCUGCUGGGCAGCCACGGACAGGAGCUGCUCAUCGAGGGCACCAGUCUGGUGUGCAUGAAGUCCAGCAGCUCGGUGGUGGAGCUCGUCAUGCUGCUGUGUUCUCAGGAAUGGCAGAACUCCAUCCAGAAGAACGCAGGACUGGCCUUCAUCGAGUUGGUCAACGAAGGCAGGCUUCUCAGCCACACGAUGAAGGACCAUCUGGUUCGCGUAGCCAACGAGGCCGAGUUCAUCCUGAGCAGACAGCGGGCCGAAGACAUCCAUAAACAUGCAGAAUUUGAGUCGAACUGCGCCCAGUAUGCGGCAGAGAAGCGAGACGAGGAGAAGAUGUGCGACCACUUGAUCAGAGCCGCCAAGUUCCGCGACCACAUGACCUCCACCCAGCUCAUCCAGAAGAUCGUCAACAUUCUGACUGACAAACACGGAGCCUGGGGAAGUUCGUCCGUCAGCCGGCCGAGGGAGUUCUGGCGCCUGGACUACUGGGAGGACGAUUUAAGGAGACGACGGCGCUUCGUCAGGAACCCGUUUGGAUCCAGUCACUCGGAAGCGGCGCUCAAAGCGGCCGCCGAACACGCGUCCGAGGACGACAUCCUGAAGCAGUCCAUCAGGAGCCAGGCUCUGGCCAAUCAGAACACGGAGAGCGAGGCGUCCCUGGACGGGGACGACGACACUCUGUCCUCCCUGGAGGACAAAGACCUGGAGAACCAAACAGGCCCGGUCAACCUGAGCACCAGCGCCCAGCUCGUCGCUCCGGCUGCGGUGGUGAAAGGCACCCUGUCGGUCACCGCCUCCGAGCUCUUCUUCGAGGUGGAUGAGGACGAUCCGAGCUACAAGGCCGUCGAUCCAAAGAUAUUGUCCUACACUGAAGGUCUUCAUGGAAAAUGGCUGUUCACAGAGAUCCGGGCCGUGUUUUCCAGACGCUACCUUCUGCAGAACACAGCUCUAGAAGUGUUCAUGGCAAACAGAACGGCCGUCAUGUUCAACUUCCCAGAUGCAGCCACGGUAAAGAAGGUGGUCCACAGCCUUCCUCGUGUCGGAUUGGGCACAAACUUCGGUCUUCCUCAGAUCAGACGUAUUUCUCUGGCCACACCCAGGCAGCUCUUCAAGACGUCCAACAUGACGCAGCGCUGGCAACGGCGCGAGAUAUCCAACUUCGAGUACCUGAUGUUCCUCAACACCAUCGCCGGUCGCACCUAUAACGACCUGAACCAGUACCCGGUUUUCCCCUGGAUCAUCACCAACUAUGAGUCACCAGAACUGGACCUGACUCUACCUAGCAACUACAGAGACCUGUCUAAGCCCAUUGGAGCGCUGAACCCCAAGAGGGCGGCGUUCUUUUCAGACAGAUACGAGUCCUGGGAGGACGACCAGGUGCCCAAGUUCCACUACGGGACCCACUACUCCACCUCCAGCUUCACCCUGAUGUGGCUGCUCCGCAUCGAACCCUUUACCACGUUCUUCCUUAACUUCCAAGGAGGGAAGUUCGACCACGCCGACCGCACCUUCUCCUCCGUGUUCAGGGCCUGGAGGAACUGCCAGAGGGACACAUCUGACGUUAAGGAGCUGAUCCCAGAGUUCUUCUACCUGCCUGAGAUGUUCGUCAAUGCCAACAACUACAACCUGGGAGUGAUGGAGGACGGCACCGUUGUCUCUGACGUGGAUCUUCCGCCUUGGGCCAAAAGCUCGGAGGAGUUUGUUCGCAUCAAUCGGCAGGCUCUGGAGAGCGAGUUCGUGUCCUGCCAGCUCCACCAGUGGAUUGACCUGAUUUUCGGCUACAAGCAGCAGGGACCCGAAGCUGCCAGGGCCCUCAAUGUUUUCUACUAUCUGACAUAUGAAGGCGCGGUCAACCUGAGCUCCAUUAACGACCCCAUGCUCAGAGAGGCCGUGGAGUCUCAGAUCAGGAGUUUUGGACAGACUCCUUCUCAGCUGCUCAUUGAGCCACACCCGCCUCGAAGUUCAGCCAUGCAGGUGUAUCUUCUCCUGCAGACGCCGCUGAUGUUCACGGAGCAGAUGCAGCAGGACGUCAUCAUGGUGCUGAAGUUCCCGUCCAAUUCUCCUGUGACGCACGUGGCAGCCAACACCCAGCCGGGCCUCGCGUCGCCCGCCAUCAUAACCGUCACCGCCAACCGCCUCUUCUCUGUCAACAAAUGGCACGGCUUGGCAGGUCAUCAGAACGCCGGGGAGCAGCAGUACCAACUUCCUGUGGAAAUUGACCCUUUGAUAGCCAGCAACGUGGGCUGUCACCGGCGUCAGAUCUCAGACCUCCUGGAUCAGAGCAUCCAGAUCAGCUCGCAGUGUUUCGCCAUCACCGCCGACAACCGCUUCAUCCUGCUGUGUGGCUUCUGGGACAAGAGCUUCCGGGUCUACUCCACCGACACAGGGAAGCUGACGCAGAUCGUGUUCGGACACCGGGACGUGGUGACGUGCCUCGCCCGCUCCGAGUCGUACAUCGGCGGGGACUGCUACGUCCUGACGGGCUCCAGAGACGCCACCCUGCUGCUGUGGUACUGGAACGGAAAGCUCAGCAGCAUCGGGGAGAGCCCAGGCACAGAGUUUACCACACCGAGGGCCAUCCUGACGGGACACGACUGUGAGGUGACGUCUGUCAGCGUUUGUGCUGAGUUGGGUCUCGUCAUCAGCGGCUGCAAGGAGGGUCCUUGCCUGGUCCAUUCCAUGAACGGAGACCUGCUCCGGACCCUGGAGGGCCCGGAGAGCUGCCUGCGGCCCCGGCUCAUCCAGUCCUCCAGCGAGGGCCACUGCAUGAUCUACUAUGACAAGGGACACUUCUGUCUCUUCAGCGUCAACGGCAAGCUGCUGCUCCACAUGGAGGUGCAGGACAACAUCAAGGCCAUGCUGCUGAGUCGGGACGGUCAGUAUUUGCUGACGGGUGGAGAUGGUGGAGUCGUGUCCGUCUGGCAGGUGUCUGACCUCAAACAGCUCUUCACCUUUCCUGGCUGUGACGCAGGGAUCCGCUCCAUGGCAAUGUCACAUGAUCAACGGUGCAUCAUCACUGGCAUGGCGUCUGGCAGCAUCGUCCUCUUCUACAACGACUUCAACAGGUGGCAUCACGAGUACCAGACCAGAUACUGAGGUCCAGACCGCAGCGCCUCCAGCUGUCCCGACGUGAACUCUUAUCAAACGGCGCUGUUCUGCCAACAGCUCCGCGUUCUGAAUGUAUCUCGGUGGAAAGAGGGAGUGGGGAGGAGGAUCUGUUCUGUAAGAGCAACAAACUAUUUUUAAAAAAAGGGCAUUGCUAUAUAUUUUGUAGAUCAGAUAGAAAACGUUUCCUAUAACUCUUUAAGGUGGGGGGGUUCUGUAACGGUUUGAGUGGAAAUGAUCUAUUUUUAGCUGUAAGAGUCUAUUUUCAUCUCCUCCAGGAAUAGAGCAGGGGGGACGGGAACAUGUUAGGCUGAAAAAUCCAAAUAUUUAUGUACUUUGGAUUGAGUGAUUUGUGUUGGUGUGUGUGUGUGUGUGAGGGGAAUAAUUAUUGAACUAUGCUUCACUUGAACAUGCUUUUUUUUUUUCUUAUUCUGGAAACACAGCAAGUAGGUAGGAAAUGUUUGAAUAAAAAAAAAACAAAACUAUGUACUUGACAGAAAGAUGAGCAAAGAGAGAAAACUUAGUGAUACUAUCUAUAUACACACCGUCCUUAUUUAAGAUGUCUGCUCCCACUGUGCUUGCUCUGAUUGUUUAUGUGUGAGGCUCAUAUUCAGCAGUUAUCAGUUUAUUUAAUGUCUAAGAUCCAAAACUUCCCCGUUAUCAGCCGUUUAAAUAAGUCUGCCUUCGUUCAAAGAAUCAUUUCUUUUACAUUUCCUCUAGUGGUGAGCUAGUUCCUCUAAAACCUCAACUCUGACUUUAGUCUCCAAAGGUCAGCGUGAGAAGUGCAGCGAAAGGAUGAACUUUUUCCCAUUUCUGCUUGUUUUAUUGAAUUUAAAUCAUAUUCAUUAAUUUACAGAAUGAAUUGUUUUUGACACGUUGUCCAGCAACAAAUUGUCUCUUGAACAAGCAUCCACCUCCAGCAUAAGUGAUUAGUAAGAAGACAUUCCUGUCUAUAAAGUCUGUGCUUUGUCAUUUUGUCUCUGAUCAUUUGAAGAUGAACUAUAACUCAUUAUUUUUGCAAUCAUUUGGAGUGUUUUUGUUUGCCGAGUUCUGACAAUAAAAAUGAAUUUUAUUACUUGA
This is a messenger RNA of Xiphophorus hellerii (green swordtail), 10450 nucleotides long. RefSeq names its product LPS-responsive vesicle trafficking, beach and anchor containing (gene lrba). The record is from RefSeq and is a predicted model, not a curated record. Gene Ontology annotation, cellular component: membrane; cytosol. NCBI's taxonomy places the organism in Eukaryota, Metazoa, Chordata, Actinopteri, Cyprinodontiformes, Poeciliidae. The transcript is spliced from 56 exons. Bases 668 to 9361 code for a protein of 2897 amino acids. Gene Ontology annotation, molecular function: protein kinase binding. Gene Ontology annotation, biological process: intracellular protein localization.